This is a messenger RNA of Urocitellus parryii (Arctic ground squirrel), 1368 nucleotides long. The record is from RefSeq and is a predicted model, not a curated record. NCBI's taxonomy places the organism in Eukaryota, Metazoa, Chordata, Mammalia, Rodentia, Sciuridae.
CCCUGGCACCCUGGACCCGCAGAGGGCAGGCCGCGUUCCCCCGGCCUCAGGGCUCCAGGAAGGCGGAGGUCAAUGUCCUGCCUGUGCUCAUGAUGAAGAGGGACCUGGCUCUUGCGGGCACGCUGACUGGCCUGGCAUUCCUGUUGCUGCUGCCACCUGGAUGUCCUCAGCAGACGGUGGAUGACGCCUGCUCUGUGCAGAUUCUCGUCCCAGGCCUCAAAGGUAACACCGGGUCCACAUUAGAGCAGGGGCUUCCUGGUCAGCCAGGAGAUGYGGGGCCCCCGGGAUCCCGAGGAGACAUGGGGGACAAAGGACAGAAAGGCAGUGUGGGUCGCCAUGGAAAAAUCGGUCCCAUUGGUGCUAAAGGUCAAAAAGGAGAUUCUGGUGAUAUGGGACCCCCUGGCCCUAACGGAGAGCCAGGUAUCCCCUGUGAGUGCAGCCAGCUGAGAAAGGCCAUUGGAGAGAUGGACAACCAGGUCGCGCAGCUGACCACGGAGUUAAAAUUCAUAAAAAAUGCUGUCGCUGGUGUGCGGGAGACGGACAGCAAGAUCUACCUGCUGGUGAAGGAGGAGAAGCGGUACGCYGACGCCCAGCUGUCCUGCCAGGGCCGGGGCGGCACGCUGAGCAUGCCCAAGGACGAGGCCGCCAAUGGCCUCAUGGCCGCCUACCUGGCCCAGGCGGGCCUGGCCCGAGUCUUCAUCGGCAUCAAUGACCUGGAGAGAGAGGGGGCCUUCGUGUACUCGGACCGGUCCCCCAUGCAGACCUUCAACAAGUGGCGCAGYGGGGAGCCCAACAACGCCUACGACGAGGAGGACUGUGUGGAGAUGGUGGCCUCGGGGGGCUGGAACGACGUGGCCUGCCACACCACCAUGUACUUCAUGUGCGAGUUUGACAAGGAGAACGUGUGAGCGCCCGCCAGGCCUGCCCGGUCCUGCUGCCCGGUCGGCAGGCGGCUCCCAUGGAUGGUGCCCCCAGCCAGCGGUCCCCGGUGUGGGAGGGUCUCUGGGCACAGCAUGCUCCCCCCCCACCCCGGGAAUGCAGGGGCUCCUGGCUGUGGGGCAUCUGAACCUCAGAGAASGCAGGGAGCUGGACAGGAGGCUGGGGGCUCCCUGCUGUGCCGCAGCCCACACUUCACUGUGGAGGGCGCUCRGAAGGCUCUGGCCUUGGUCCAAUAGUCAAGGUCGCCCUUCACUAUCUCAGUAGGUAGGUGCCGACGAGGGCGGUGGGUCUGGAAUGACCUAGGCCUUUUCAUUCCUGUGUGGAAGGGAGCCCUCAUCCAGGGCCUGGGUUUCCAUAGUUAGACUAAAAUGUAGGUCCCUUGGCACUUGUUAUCCAAGUAGAAGCCACUUGCUUUGCUUCAAACCCAGA